This is a messenger RNA of Lycium ferocissimum, 3319 nucleotides long. RefSeq names its product CSC1-like protein RXW8. Gene Ontology annotation, cellular component: plasma membrane. The transcript is spliced from 12 exons. The record is from RefSeq and is a predicted model, not a curated record. Bases 263 to 2926 code for a protein of 887 amino acids. Gene Ontology annotation, molecular function: calcium-activated cation channel activity. Lineage: Eukaryota; Viridiplantae; Streptophyta; Magnoliopsida; Solanales; Solanaceae.
UUAAUUAAUUUAAAAAUCUAACUUCUUUUUUCUCUCUAUCCCAUUUUUUGGUUAAAAAAUCUAUUUACCUUUCUGUAUACAAUCAAAAUAAUAUUUUUUAUUCGGGUUCAUCAUUUGGGCUACUGAAAUCAGAGGCAAAAAAUCAUUUUCAGUUUGUGGACUGCAAACACGUCCUCUUUUUCUGGAUACUUGAUGUUUUCCAGUCAUCAGGGAAUGCUUAUCAUUUAAUUAUUGAGGUUGCUGGAUUAUUUGGAAGACAAGGAUGCAGCUAUCUGCACUCUUGACUUCUGCUGGAGUCAAUAUUACAGUCUGUGUGGUGCUGUUCACUUUGUAUUCCUUAUUGAGGAAACAACCAACUUUUGUACAUGUCUACUUCAGCCAGAGAUUUGCUCAAGUACGAACAAGACAGCUCAGUGGCUUUAACUUUGAGCGAUUUGUUCCUUCUCCUAGUUGGAUCUUGAAGGCAUGGAAAGCAUCUGAUGAAGAAAUAAUUGCUGCCGGGGGCUUGGAUGGAUUCGUGUUUGUGCGUAUGAUUGUUUUCAGUUUCCGAAUAUUCUCCAUUGUAACUACUCUAGGCCUUUUCCUCGUGCUGCCUCUUAAUUACUUUGGUCAAGAUAUAAGACGUCAGCAAAUUCCAGCCGAGUCGUUGGAGGUAUUCACCAUUGUGAAUGUUGAGCCAGGGUCAAGAUGGUUCUGGGUUCACUGCCUUGCACUGUAUAUCAUAUCCUUCUCUUCUUGUCUUCUUCUUUUCUUGGAGUACAAAAGUAUCUCAAGGAAGCGGCUGGAAUAUCUCACUUCAUCAGUUCCCCACCCAAGUUACUUCACAGUUCUGGUCCGUGCCAUCCCAAAGUCUGAUGAAGAAUCAUACAGUCAUACAGUUAAAAAGUUCUUCAUGAAUUACUACGCAUCAAGUUAUCUAUCUCAUCAAAUUGUUUAUCGGUCUGGCGCUGUUCAGAAACUGCUGACUGGAGCAGAGGAGGUGUUGGAGGUUCUUAACACAACCCCAGAGCAACUUCUCCGUGAAUCAGAUUUAAUGAAAUGUGGCCUUUGUGGAGGAACUACUCGGUCUUUCAAGAUGCUUCCCGAUGAGCAUGAUAGUGAUGAAGGAAGAGAUAAUCUUGAUGGUUCAGAUUUGGGAAAAAAGGAGUCUGGAGCUGCUUUAGUUUUUUUCAGGAAUCGGUAUGCUGCUUUAGUUGCUUCACAAGGUCUUCAGUCUCCGAAUCCCAUGUCAUGGGUUACAAAUCUUGCUCCAGAACCAGAUGAUGUGUUCUGGUCGAACAUUUGUGUUCCUUACAGACUCCUUUGGAUUCGUAAAAUUGCUCUUCUAGUGGCCUCUAUUCUUUUCGUGGCUUUUUUCCUUGCGCCUGUUUCACUCACACAAAGUCUCGUUCACCUCGACAAGCUGCACAAGAAUUUUCCAUUUCUCAGUGGAAUUUUAGAGAGGACAGGACUGAGUGAGCUUGUCACAGGAUAUCUACCAAGUGUUGUAUUAAUUUUAUUUUCCUACAUAGUUCCUCCAUUAAUGAUGCUAUUUUCUAAACUGGAGGGGUCUAUCUCUCGUAGUGGAAGGAAGAGGAGUGCAUGCAUAAAAGUUCUAUGCUUCUUCAUCUGGAAUGUUUUCUUUGGUAACAUUCUCUCAGGGACUGUUAUUGAGAGAUUUAACAAAAUCAUUAAGGAUGUAAACCAUCUACUUUCAACGGCUGUGCCAUCAACGGCCACCUUCUUUAUGACUUAUGUUUUGACAUCAGGCUGGGCAAGUCUGUCGGUUGAACUCUUACAACCAUUUGGUCUCAUCUGCGGAUUGUUCUCCAGGUUUAUUCUCAGAAACAAGGGUCCAUCAUCUCAUGGAACACUGACUUUUCCAUAUCAUACAGAAGUUCCGAGGAUUCUCCUAUUUGGUCUCUUUGGUUUUGCAUAUGCCAUAUUGGCACCUUUAAUGCUGCCACUCUUGGUGGUUUAUUUUGCCAUUGCCUACCUUGUCUAUCGUAAUCAGAUCCUCAAUGUAUAUGUGACAAAAUAUCAAACUGGUGGAACCUAUUGGCCUAUUGUGCACAACACAACAAUUUUCUCAAUGGUGCUGAUGCAAAUUAUAGCUUUGGCAGUCCUUGGAUUUAAAAGAUCUCCAUCGGCAUCAAGCUCCGCUAUUCCAUUGAUAAUCUGUACACUCCUCUUCCACGAGUACUGCAGGCAAAGGUUUGAACCAUUAUUCAAGUACACUCCUGCUCAGACCCUCAUUGAGAUGGAUAGGCAGGACGAGGAGGAAAGUGGGAGGAUGAAAAAGAUGCAUCAACGACUCAUAUCAGCUUAUUCUCAGCAGUUCAAAGCAACUUCACUUAAACUGGGUAAAGCUGUUCCUGAAAAUGACGAAGAGAACAUGAGUAUCCAUAAGGUUCAUGACAUAGAAGACAUUAAUCCAGGGAAAAGUCCUUCUCAUCUUCCGUCACCACGUGCGUCUUUGGAAAAUGGAAGUCCUCCUCAUCUUCCAUCACCACGCGCAUCUUUGGAAAAUAGAAGUCCUCCUUAUCUUCCGUCAUCACAUACAUCUUUGGAUAAAAGUCCUCCUCGUCUUCCUUUAUCACAUACAUCUUUGGAAAUGAAAAGUCCUCCUCAUCUUCCUUCAUCACGUACGCCAUUGGAAAGUAAAAGUCCUCAUCUUCCUUCACCAGGUUCAUCUUCAGAAAUUAAAAGUCCUCAUCUUCCUUCACCACAUACGUCUUUGGAUAUUAAAAGGCCUCUUCUUCCUUCACCGCAUGAUCAAUAUUCAGAAAUUAAAAGUCCUCCUCGUCUUGCUUCAUCAUGUACGGCUGUGGAGAUUAAAAGUCCUCUUCUUCCUUCACCGCAUGAUCAAUCUUCGGAAAUUGAAAACCCUCCUCGUCUUUCUUCAUCAUGUACGUCUGUGGAAAUUGAAGAACCAGAUGGCAAGUAGAUGAAUCUUUUCUGUGCAUUUAAGUGCAGAAUCAGCACUGAUUCUGCAUUUUUAGGACUGCAUACUUUAUGGUAUGGUUGAUGUGUGAAGUGCCUCGAGAAGAGACUUCAUUGAGGUGUACAGAAAAUAUUUGUGUGAAAAAUGCCGUCUAAGAGACUUCUUGGAAGUGUACAGACUUCUGAAGCUGCAACACCUUAAGAGUUUUACCUAAAGAGUGUAUGUUUUUGACAUUUUGCAUAGAUGGUUCCAUGACUAUAUGGAGACCUGUUAAGUACAUAGAUGUAUUGGUGAACUGUUGCUUGAUCUGAGUAUGAUUUUGUAUCAUUAAACUUAUUUUUGAAGUUGUAAUAUGCAAUAUAUAGAAAGAAUAAAAAAUUAGCUUCUAUUGCAUCA